CUGUGCAUGCUCUUCAUCUACUUGCCACUACAUCGUCGUCGUCGUCUUUCCUUUUCCUUUUCCUUCCCAGUUGUUGUUGUUGUUGUAGUGGUAGUAGUAGAAGUGGUCUCCUUCCUUUCUUCCCGUUCCCUGUUCCUCGUCUCUCUCUUGCUGUAACAAAUUUCCCAGCUUGUCGAUUAGUGCGGAGUUGCUUGGAGACCUCGUGACACCACCUUUGUUCCUAAUAACCGUGUCGAUUGGGGGGGGGGGGGUGUGUGUGGAUUCAAGGUGUUCGAUCAGGCUACUUGUUGGAACUCAAUUGGGCUGAUCUAUAGGUGGAAUAGAAUUUAAUUUAGCCAAUUUUUCAGUGUGAGGGCGUUGGAGAUUGUCGGAGGUAUGAAUUGUGUGUGAUUCUGCGAGCUGGAAUCUGUUGGCACUGACAGUCCCUUGGUCGCAGGUUUGGAAUCCGCUGGGCUUGCAGGGCUUGUGAGGAGGAAGCUGGUGUGGUGGAGUAUUGUGCGCAGUUUUUUUUUUUUUUUUUUUUUUUUUUUGAAUAGAAAUGGCUUGUUGGUGUUGGCCUCGGGGCAAUACCUUUCCCAAUUUGGAUCAUCCAGAUACACUCAGCCUAUUUCCUGCUGACGAUCGAUUCAUGGGUCACCAAGGUAUGUCGAGACAAACUGCUGGCGAUCCACCGCUGAGGGCCCCUCAAGGGCCAACAACAGUUCCACCCAUUACAGCUCCAGAGUUGUCUAUCGAUGAAAUCAGAGAAAACACGGAUAAUUUUAGACCAAAGUCGUUAAUCGGUGAGGGAUCAUGCGCUAGGGUGUAUCUUGCCAACUUUCCUGACCACGUGGCUGCCAUCAAACUGUUGCACGCAAAUACUCAUCCGAAAUCGGAGUUUCUUUCGCAGGUGUCACUUGUUUCCAGACUCAAGCACGAGAACGUGGUUGAGCUGAUUGGAUACUGUCUGGAUGGGCAGCUGCAGGUGCUCGCUUACGAAUAUGCUACCAUGGGAUCUCUGCACGAUAUUCUCCACGGACGGAAAGGUGUGAAGGGUGCUCAGCCCGGGCCAGUGUUGGAUUGGAUGCAGCGAGUAAAAAUAGCAGUGGGAGCUGCCAGGGGUUUGGAAUAUCUACACGAGAAGGCACAGCCACCUAUUAUUCAUCGGGACAUCAAGUCGAGCAAUGUUUUGCUGUUUGAUUCGUAUGUGGCAAAGAUAGCCGACUUCAACUUGUCGAACCAGGCGCCCGACAUGGCUGCGCGUCUACACUCCACUCGUGUUCUUGGAACCUUCGGCUACCACGCACCGGAGUACGCAAUGACGGGGCAAUUGAAUCAGAUGAGCGAUGUAUACAGCUUUGGAGUGGUACUUUUGGAGCUUUUGACAGGAAGGAAACCAGUGGAUCCUACGAUGCCCCGCGGGCAGCAGAGUCUUGUUACCUGGGCCACACCGAGGUUGAGUGAAGAUAAGGUGAAGCAGUGCGUGGAUCCAAAAUUGAAGGAGUAUCCUCCAAAGGCUCUUGCUAAGUUAGCAGCAAUCGCAGCAUUGUGUGUGCAAUUCGAGCCAAGUUUUCGCCCCAAUAUGAGCAUUGUUGUGAAAGCACUGCAACCGUUGUUGACAGCAAGACCUGCUCCCCGAGAAGGAGGCCUUCCAGGAGUAUGAGCGGUAUGGACCUUAAUCACGUACCCAGCUUGAAAUAUUUCUGUGUGAAUGAGUGAAGGCUUCAAUCCUCACAUGGCAUCUUUAGAUUGUCUGUUGUUUAGUUGCUUUCAGGUUCUAUUUAUUUUUAGCUCAUAACAAACUGACGGUAGCAAGCUAUGCUUCUACAGUCGGUGCAAGAAGCUGGAGGUAUACCUUGUAGUGUCUUUUAUUUUCAAGUAAUUUUGAUGUAGGUUUCACAUGGAAAAUUGUUUGGCUCAGACAAUUCUUUUUCGGAGUUAGUACUUAGUGGAAGAGUUUUUGGCACGGAAGAAUAAAUAUCGGGCUCUAACAAAGAAGUAAAGAAAAUUACUUAAGAUUGUAUAGUGUAUGGUUUAGACGGUAAUUGAUCGGUCCAAUUUGUAAGAUCUCAGAAGACCUGAAGCUGUAGCGAUUUAAUUUAUAUUAUAGCUGUUUUUUUCUUUUCUUUUCUUUUCUAAAUGCUUUGUUGUAGAAGUCAUAUCAUUUUGACAGUCCCGAUAUUUGUUCAUAACUUCUGCAA
Messenger RNA from Physcomitrium patens, 2180 nucleotides. RefSeq names its product protein CYTOSOLIC ABA RECEPTOR KINASE 7. Gene Ontology annotation, molecular function: ATP binding; protein kinase activity. NCBI's taxonomy places the organism in Eukaryota, Viridiplantae, Streptophyta, Bryopsida, Funariales, Funariaceae. Gene Ontology annotation, biological process: protein phosphorylation. The record is from RefSeq and is a predicted model, not a curated record.